Molecule: messenger RNA, 1279 nt
Organism: Branchiostoma floridae (Florida lancelet)
Lineage: Eukaryota; Metazoa; Chordata; Leptocardii; Amphioxiformes; Branchiostomatidae
Product: tetratricopeptide repeat protein 4-like
Exons: 12
Coding region: 61-1263 (400 amino acids)
Molecular function (GO): Hsp90 protein binding
Source: RefSeq, a predicted model, not a curated record
UGUACCAGUCCACCCUAUAUCCCCAAAGUGGACUCUUCCACCCGUAAUGCAUCAGGCAAGAUGGCGGCCUCCAAGGAAGAAAAAAUCCGCGAGAUGAUUGAAAAGAUGGAUAAAGAGCUUGACGAGUGGAUGGAAUCUCGCCCCAAAAGAAAACCUGAUAAAGAUGCAUGGACUGAAGACAACUGGGAGGAGGAAAUGAAGAAACAUCCUGCCUUCUGCUCUGAAGCACCUGAGGAUGUGGACAAUGCAGAGAAGUACCCGGCCUGGGCUGCCCUACAGGCUAUAAAGUAUGAUGAGAAUGACACACCUGAAGAAAAAGCCAUACAGUACAAGGAUGAAGGUAACCAUUACUUCAAGCUGAAGCUGUACAAGAAAGCAACCAUCGCCUACACCAUCGGCCUCCAACAGAAGUGUGAGAAACCUGAGGUUAAUGCCAUCCUACUGACCAAUAGGGCUGCAGCACACUUCCGUCUAGGUAACAACAGGACUGCCCUUGGUGAUGUCACCAAAGCAAAAGAACUAAAGCCUGACCAUGUCAAAGCUUUGAAUCGGGGAGCCUUGUGUUGUAUGGAGUUGAAGCUGUUUGCUGAUGCUGUGUCGUGGUGUGAUGAACUCCUCAGAUUGACUCCAGAGGACAAGACCAUCCAGCAGCUUAGAGCAAAGGCAGAUAAACUGAAGAGAAGUCAAGAGAAGGACAGGAGAAAAGCUCAAGCACAGGAGAAAAAGCAAAAAGCUCAACACAAUAGACUGCUUCAAGCUAUUAAGUCUCGAGGCAUCCGGCUCCAGAUGCCAGACAGCCCUGACUCCAGUGACGAGGACGAUGUGGCAGAAUCCAUGGACAGGCUUCAGCUGGCCAGCCUGGAGGCUUCCUUCCCCAGCACUGGGGCAAAGGUGUGCUUAGAUGAGAAUGACUGUUUGGUGUGGCCUGUGAUGUUUAUGUACCCAGAAUACAUGGAGACGGAUUUUAUUCAGGAGUUCCACGAGGAGUCAAGACUAGCUGAUCAUCUUGAUGCGAUGUUUGGAAGUGAGCAAGCACCGUGGGAUGUGGAAGGAAAAUAUAAACCUGACAAUAUUGAGGUGUACUUUGAGGAAACAUCGAAAAGUAAACUUCACAAGGUGACCCCUGAGAUGAUGCUAAAGGACAUUCUUUCAGAUCCAAGGUACAGAGUCCUUGCUGGCACGCCGUCCUUCAUACUCCUCCCCAAGGCCUGCAGGUUUACAGAGGAGUACCUCAGGAAAGCUACGGCUGCUGCUGUCAGCUGAUCAACAUUGGACUUUA